AUGUCUAAGCCCGAGGAGACUCCCGCUCCUGCCACGGACGUCCAGAUCGCCGACGGCGAGAUCCAGUCCAACUGGGAUGAGGUGCACGACAACUUCGACAACAUGGGCCUCGCCCCCGAGCUUCUCCGUGGUGUCUUCGCCUACGGUUUCGAGCGCCCUUCGGCCAUUCAGUCGCGUGCCAUUGUGCCCGUCAUCAAGGGCCACGACGUGAUUGCGCAGGCCCAGUCGGGUACUGGUAAGACUGCCACCUUCUCGAUCGCCAUUCUCCAGCGUAUCGACCCUAACCUCAAGGCCGUCCAGGCCCUGGUGCUUGCCCCCACCCGUGAGCUGGCCCAGCAGAUCCAGAACGUCGUCAUCGCUCUGGGUGACUACAUGAACAUCCAGUGCCACGCAUGCAUUGGUGGUACCAACGUGCGCGAGGACAUGGCCCGCCUCGGUGACGGUGCCCAGGUUGUGGUCGGUACUCCUGGCCGUGUGUACGAUAUGAUCAACCGCCGUGCGUUCCGUACGGACCACCUCAAGAUGUUCUGCCUUGACGAGGCCGACGAGAUGCUUUCGCGUGGUUUCAAGGACCAGAUGUACGAGGUGUUCCAGCUCCUGCCCCAGGACACCCAGGUCGUCCUCCUUUCGGCCACCAUGCCCGAGGACGUGCUUGCCGUUACCAAUAAGUUCAUGCGUGAACCCGUCCGCAUUCUCGUGAAGCGUGACGAGCUCACCCUUGAAGGUAUCAAGCAGUUCUACAUCGCUGUCGAGAAGGAGGACUGGAAGUUCGAGACCCUCACCGACCUUUACGAGACGGUCACCAUUACCCAGGCCGUCAUCUUCUGCAACACCCGCCGCAAGGUCGACUGGCUCACCGAGCAGCUCCACGCCAAGGAGUUCACUGUCUCGGCCAUGCACGGUGACAUGGACCAGCAGCAGCGUGAGGUUAUUAUGCGCGAGUUCCGCUCGGGUUCGUCGCGUGUGCUGAUCACCACCGACCUGCUCGCCCGUGGUAUCGAUGUGCAGCAGGUGUCGCUGGUUAUCAACUACGACUUGCCCUCGAACCGCGAGAACUACAUCCACCGUAUCGGUCGUGGUGGUCGUUUCGGUCGUAAGGGUGUUGCCAUCAACUUUGUCACCGAGGACGAUGUGCGCAUGAUGCGUGACAUUGAGCAGUUCUACAACACCCAGGUCGAGGAGAUGCCUCUGAACGUUGCUGACCUGAUCUAA
Malassezia japonica is the source of this 1212-nucleotide messenger RNA. RefSeq names its product translation initiation factor eIF4A (gene TIF1). The record is from RefSeq and is a predicted model, not a curated record. The coding region runs from base 1 to 1212 and encodes 403 amino acids. The transcript is spliced from 3 exons. Gene Ontology annotation, molecular function: ATP binding; RNA helicase activity; RNA binding. NCBI's taxonomy places the organism in Eukaryota, Fungi, Basidiomycota, Malasseziomycetes, Malasseziales, Malasseziaceae.